Messenger RNA from Fonsecaea erecta, 366 nucleotides. RefSeq lists its product as hypothetical. Lineage: Eukaryota; Fungi; Ascomycota; Eurotiomycetes; Chaetothyriales; Herpotrichiellaceae. The coding region runs from base 1 to 366 and encodes 121 amino acids. The record is from RefSeq and is a predicted model, not a curated record. Gene Ontology annotation, biological process: protein folding. The transcript is spliced from 3 exons. Gene Ontology annotation, cellular component: cytoplasm; prefoldin complex. Gene Ontology annotation, molecular function: protein folding chaperone.
AUGGCCAUCCCCAAUGCUGCAUUGCAAAAGUUGCUUCAAGAAGUCGAGACUCAAGCGCUGCUCUCCCAACAGAAAAUCACGCAAACGCAGGCAGAACUCAGUGCCAAACGGCGAGAUGCCCGACUGAAUCAACUGACGUCCAAUGAGCUGAAAUCCCUGUCCCCUGACACCAAUGUCUACGAAGGUGUCGGAAAAAUGUUCAUUGCUGUUGCCCCAUCGACUUUGAACAAGCGUCUGGCGUCUGAGGCAACCGCCCUCAGCAAGGAUAUCACGGAGUUGGAGAAGAGGCUGCAUUACCAGGAGACGACGUAUAAGAACAGUCGGCAGCACAUUGAGAAGAUCUUGCAGACUGGUGGUCGGCAGUGA